Perca fluviatilis (European perch) is the source of this 4009-nucleotide messenger RNA. RefSeq names its product hedgehog acyltransferase (gene hhat). Lineage: Eukaryota; Metazoa; Chordata; Actinopteri; Perciformes; Percidae. The transcript is spliced from 12 exons. Gene Ontology annotation, molecular function: palmitoyltransferase activity. Gene Ontology annotation, biological process: protein palmitoylation. The record is from RefSeq and is a predicted model, not a curated record. The coding region runs from base 169 to 1674 and encodes 501 amino acids. Gene Ontology annotation, cellular component: endoplasmic reticulum.
AUGGCAGUAGUGCAACAUUAAGGAUGCAAGUGGUUAAACCUAGCUAGCUAGCUAAAGAAGAAGAAAAAAAUCAUGUUCCUUUGGUCCAGGCGCAGAGGCUCUAUUUACAGCAUCGCAAUGGACACCGGCCCAGUAAUAUUAGGUGCACUAGGUCAGUGACUUUGCCUGAUGUCAUCUAAAUCAAAGGCCCAGUUGGCCCCCCUGCCAUGGAUAGAGAUCCUUGCAUAUUGGGUGCUGUCCUUUGGCUCUCAUUUGUACUCUUUCUACCAACUGCACAGGUUCUCUAAAGAGCACGAAGCAGGAUUAGAGAGACAAUUCCUGUUGGGAAAAGGCCUUGUUACAGGUUUUAAAAGGGACCUAUCAGACUUUGAGUGGACUUUCUGGACAGAAUGGGCUAAGAAGUCUUUGCUGUGGACUCUGAUUGGUCAUGGCUUGAUAUCGAGAUUGACCAGCAUCUUUUACCCCAAGUUUAGGGUGCCAGCACUCACGACAUAUGGCCUCUUAGCAGCCAGCAAUGUGUUGGGGAUUAAAGGCGUGAGUGUGCUGCUGAUACAUCUGGGCCUGUCCUUUUCAGUGGCCCAACUGCGAAAGCCCGCUCUGUCAUGGGCCUGCAACCUGCUGCUGCUCUCCACACUUCACAUCCAACCACUACAAGAGAUCCAGAGAGGCUGGUAUAAGACCGAGGAGGAGUACUAUCUGCUACUGUUCAGUGUUGCUGUCUGUGGUCUACGCUUCAUCAGCUUCAGCCUGGAGCAUUGCUGGUGCCCUCCAGACCAUGGUGGAGUUGUGCAGCUCUGUUGGUUGUUUUCAUACACCUUCUAUCAUCCUUUUUUCUACAAUGGCCCCAUCAUCACGUACAAGGAGUAUGUUGAGCAGAUGCGGAGGCCUGCUGAGGAGUGUUACAGGGAUGAAUCUGUUUUUAGUUACUCGGUGCUCAGAUCAGGACGGAUCAUAUUGUGGUGGUGCAUCGCAGAAUACAUGAUCCAUGUAAUGUACAUGCACUCCAUCCAGUCUAAUGAGACCUACUUAGAAAUCCUUCCUCCAUGGGCCUUGGGCGGUCUGGCCCUGGCCCUCGUCCAGUUCUUCUUUGUGAAGUAUCUGGUGCUGUUUGGCCUUUCAUCCAUGCUGGCUACUUUAGAUAAACUAGUCCCCCCAAAGCUUCCUCGUUGUGUCAGCAUCAUGUACAGUUUCACAGGGAUGUGGAGGCACUUUGACGAGGGCCUGUAUCGAUGGCUCAUCAGAUACAUCUAUGUGCCGUUGGGAGGUUCACACCAUGGUCCUCUUUACAAAAUAUUAUCCACUGGCCUUGCAUUUGGAUUUGUAUGCCUCUGGCACGGUGGACAUGACUACUUGCAGUACUGGGCCCUGAUGAAUUGGGCUGGAGUUCUGGUGGAAAAUGGACUGAAGUCUUUCUUUGCCUCGUCUUUUAUUCACUCCAUUGUUGAGCAGAAUUUAUCUGUGGCGAUGGAAAGGCGUUGUGUUGCCCUUCUCUCUGCCUUCUCUACUGCCAUGCUCAUCCUCUCUAAUCUGGUUUUCCUCGGGGGGGUACAUGUUGGCAGAAUCUUCUGGAAGCGUGUCUUCAUUCAAGGCUGGUCCACCAUGGCCCCGCCUAUGCUGGCUUUCCUCUACUGCUUUGCUCAGAUUGGACUUGAGUGGACUUCUCACCCACCAUGAGUCACCUUGACUUUGUAUCGACGCGAGAAUCCCUGCUACCAGACAACCAGCACAACCUGCUGAGUCCAAUGCCUUGUCUUUACCAGCCAGAGUCUCUGUGGCGAACCUGGCUCACAGCCACAGAACCCGUCCAAAACCUGGCUGAAGUGCAGCUGAGCAGCCACUUUACACAACCUGCAAGACUGGGCAAAAUCUGUCUGUAAGCUGAGACUUAAAGGAUCAGUGCUGAUUCUCUCUAAGGAGAGAGUUUCCUACUUUGUGAAAAGUGCACACAAGCUGUAAUAGAAUGAUAUUCAGGGCAGUGUCUAAUAGGGACCUCUGCAGUGUUUUCUACCCAAUAAGCUACACGGAAUCACUGUUAUUCUAAGAAACUGUAAAAGAAAAUAUGGACCCUGAAUCUGUCUUGGUUUUAUGACUCUGAUAUGGUAUUGCUCAGUGGUGCGGUAAGCCGGAGAAAUGCUAAUUCUAUAUUUACAUCCUCCUUUAGCUCACCACAAACACAUUUAUGUUUUCAGAGGUAGACAAAAGGCCCAGAAGACUGAAUAAAGCAGCAGGAACCUGAUCAAUGUCAUUAUUUCCCCUACAAAUGCAAUUUGGCUGAGGUAGAAUGACACUUAAUAUUAGUAGAUGUAGUGAUAAAAAGCUUUAGCAGAACUACACACUAACUUUUCAUUCAGCAAAGUAACAAUGAUAGAUGACAUUUAUCCAUCGGAAUGCAGGGGGAAGCUAUUUUUUGAGCAAGAAUGUUAAAACAAGCUGUUUGUUUUGUGUGUUGUAAUACAAUGGCUCAUAUUUCCAAAAUGUCAACUGUACAAUACCUCAGUCUACGUUUGGAUUAAAACCUUGUAUUUCAUGUUUCCUGAUUUUAAAUAUCCAUUCAUGUUAUAAUGGAUAACCACACUGUACCUGAUGCAAGGCAUAAUUGACAGUUUCACUGUUCAACUCGUAUGUAUGUCCUGAUACAUACAAGUCAGGAGUGUUUGGGUUAUGUUGAAGGGGUUAACUUGCUACACCGCAGACUGAGAUCAUAGACUUAUAAAACUUUUUUCUACUUUUGAAACAAGUUUUAUGAGUAUUAUUUAAAGGAUAACACUUGUGUAAUUCAACAUUUUUCUUCAAAUCCUGUGAAAAGACCAAAACCAACAUGUUUGUCUGUUUCUGAAUAAUUUCCGACUUCCCUACCCUGUCGGUGGCACUCUGCCCUCAGUCUCAGUUUUUAGCAAACGUUACUAAAACAAUAGUCAAUAAUGUAUUUUCAGCUGCAGAUUGAUACAUACAGUAUUCGGGGGACUUAUGUAGGACAGUUUUAUGUGAGAUCAACACAAAAUAAUCAUACUUAUGAAGGAACAUGUCAGCCAGUCGACAUGUCGAUUCAUCGUUUUUCAACGUUUUUUUUUUUUAAGCAAAAAUGCAGAAUCUUUUGUGGUUCAAGCUUCUCACAUGUAACGAUAUUCUGCUUUUCUCUACUUUGCAUCAUUGUAAACUGAAUAUCUUGGGGUUUGGACUGUUUGUUGGACCAAAACAAGACAUCUGAUGACCUCACCUUGGAGUCUGAAAAAAUGUUGACUUACUGUAUUCUGGCAUUUUAUAUCCCAAACAAUCCAUGAAUCGAGAACAUAAUAGGCUGAUGAAUGGAUAAUGACAAUCAUUGUUAUUUGCAGCUCUAUUUAGUGUCAUCAGGUUGAGGCUGUCCCACAUGAAUGAUGAGUUGACCUGAUGUAAUGGGAGAAAAAGCUUUAUCUUUUAACUAAAGUUUGACCAAUAAGCCGCAGUUUAGUCUCACACCAAAAGAACAUUACAAACGGCUCUUUGGUGAUAAGUUUCCAAUCUCAAAAGUGUUUGCAUUUACAUUUAAGAUUACAAUGAAUAGUUCACUUUGUAAUCCAGUAGGAGAUGACUAGUUUGUCACCAGUUUCUAAAGACAAACUUCAUGUUCCAGGAAGUAACAUGAAGCUGCUUUAAAAGCUUAUCUGUGCUUAUUUGUCUUUUGAGCUUAAAAGUGUGAUGUGGCAGAAACAAUCUGAUCCUCUGACUAUUCACUGUGCACAGCAAUGAAAGCAACCAGCUUCAGGGUAUGGUUUCCAAGGGGAUUAGUUUAAGAAUGAGUGGAUUUUAAAUCAGAGGUGUCAUCGCUGACUGAUUCCUCAUUAACAUGAAACUCUCAUGUUGCCUUUGGUCUUCUGGUUGUUUAUUAUUGCGCCACAACAAUUGACUGUUCCCAAGGUUUGUAUGUUCAGGUUCUCAGUGAACUGUCUUACCUGUACAGGUCUGUAAUUUGUCAAUCAAGGUACAGUAUAAUCAACAGUCUUAUAAUAAAAUAACAGCGUAAUCUAUA